This is a messenger RNA of Micromonas commoda, 1554 nucleotides long. RefSeq names its product cytosolic glucose-6-phosphate dehydrogenase. The record is from RefSeq and is a predicted model, not a curated record. The transcript has a single exon. Gene Ontology annotation, biological process: pentose-phosphate shunt, oxidative branch; glucose metabolic process. Lineage: Eukaryota; Viridiplantae; Chlorophyta; Mamiellophyceae; Mamiellales; Mamiellaceae. Gene Ontology annotation, molecular function: NADP binding; glucose-6-phosphate dehydrogenase activity. Gene Ontology annotation, cellular component: cytosol. Bases 1 to 1554 code for a protein of 517 amino acids.
AUGGCGCCCAAGAGCGAUAAGACGGAUUGGGGCGACGAGCACAACGUGCUCACCGUCACGGUGCUGGGGUGCACGGGGGAUCUCGCCAAGAAGAAAACCUACCCUGCGCUUUUCGCCCUUUUUCUCCACGAGCACAUGCCCCCUCGGACGGUCGUGCUCGGGUACGCUCGCUCGCCGAUGACGGACGAGAGCCUCCGCGAUAAGAUCAGACCCGCGCUGAAGGGACCUAAGGACAAGGUCGAGACGUUCCUCGCGAGCUGCUUCUUCCAGCAGGGCGAGUACGGCUCCGACGACCCCGAGGAGAAUGCCGAGUCGGACCCGCCCGUGUUCGGGGCGCUCGGCGACCGCGUGGCGGCGCUGGAAGACUCGAGGGGCGGCGGGUUCCGCGUCACCGGUCAUCGCAUCUUCUACCUGGCGCUACCCCCGUCUGUUUACCCUCCCGUGUGCGCCAACAUCAAGCGCGCGUGCAUGAGCCCCACGGGAUGGACCCGCAUCGUCGUCGAGAAGCCAUUCGGCAAGGAUUUGCAAUCGUCAGAGGAGCUCAGCGCAGGAAUCUCCAAGCUCUUCACCGAGUCGCAGCUCUACAGGAUCGACCACUACCUCGGCAAAGAGCUCACGCAGAACCUCGUGGUCAUGAGGUUCGCCAACAGGUUCCUCGCGCCGCUGUGGAAUCGCGAUAACAUCGCCAACGUGCAGAUACUCUUCAAGGAACCGUUUGGCACGCAGGGCCGCGGCGGGUAUUUCGAUCAGUACGGCAUCAUACGCGACAUCAUACAGAAUCACCUGCUGCAGCUGCUGUGCCUCGUCGCCAUGGAGAAGCCGUGCUCGCUGUCGCCGGACGAUAUACGCGACGAGAAGCUCAAGGUGCUGCGAUGCAUAGAGCCCGUGAGCACCGAUAACGUGGCCCUGGGGCAGUACACAAACGGGCCGGGCGGCGAAGCCUACCUCGACGACGCCACCGUCCCCGCGGGGUCCAAGGCGCCCACCUUCGCGCUUUGCGUCCUUUACGUGGGCAACGAGCGGUGGGACGGCGUCCCUUUCAUCAUCAAGGCGGGUAAAGCGCUCAACGAGCACAAGUGCGAGAUCAGGGUUCAGCUGAAGGACGUUCCGGGCGACCUGUUUGCGGAGCAAAAGGUUCGGGGGCGGCAGGCGAGAAACGAGUUUGUCGUGAGGCUCCAACCCGAUCCCGCCAUAUACAUGAAAAUGACGGUCAAGGAACCCGGGCUGGGGAUGGAGCUGGCGCAGUCGGAGCUGGAGCUUCUGUACACGCAAAAGUACGAGUCGACUCCGAUACCCGAGGCGUACGAGCGCCUGAUACUCGACUGCAUCAACGGGGACCAGCAGCACUUUGUCAGGAGAGACGAGUUGGUGGCGGCGUGGAAGAUAUUCACGCCGCUGCUCAAGUACAUCGACGCGGGUGGGAUGAACCCGGAGCUGUACCCGUACGGGAGCCGGGGGCCGGUGAACGCGGACAAGCUGAGGGAGAAGACGGGGCACGUGUUGAACCUGACGGCGAAGGACAUCACCUGGGCCGUUGACGUUGAGGGUGACUGA